AUGAGAUUCGCUGAGUUCCAAAAUUCUAUAAUCCAGAAACUGGGGUUGCAAGGCGUGAAACGGGUUAAGAAGUUAUUUUAUCGCAUUCCGAUUCCAGUUUUGCGAGAUGAUGUGAAAUAUGAUUCGUUUGUUAUAGGGAGUGACGAUAAUUUGGAGGUUCUAUUCAAUUGUCGUCGGCAGUUUCCCGAGGUCAGGACACCUAAGCUGUUGGCCAAGUUUGUAGAUGUGGUCUCUAGCUCAGGUGGUUCGAACCGGAAUCUCCAAGCUCUAGCAACGGUAGCUUGCUAUAGUUCGAGGCCUGUUAGUGCCUCUUCAUCCGUGCCUGUGAUUGUACCUCAGGAAAUGGUGGUUGCUUCCCUGUCCUUCGCAGCUGAUCUCAACAGCAGUGGUGACAGAGAAGGUGGGACACCGGAUGGUAUAGAUGAUGUAUUGCCAGAUGAUGAUGACGCUGAUGAUGUGGAGCCGGACAUCAUUGCUGAUGAUAGCGGUGAUGACAAAGCAGCGAAUAAUCCAACUAGGGUUGGCGGAGCGUCCAGCUCAGGGACUCAACAGUACCAUCUGUACUUUUUAUAUUUGGACUUAGAUGUCAUGAGACAGGAGGGGAUUCCUGGAAAACCUGACAAAGAGGAGGUCGUGUUUAGCGUGAAGACCUAUAGCAUCCGACGUGGGGUACAGCACAAAGUGUUGGAGUCCGAUUAUCGCAAGUACUUUGGAAAGUGUAAGGAAUUUGGCAAUGGGUGCACAUGUUUGAUUAGGAUCAGUCUCCGCCCGUGUAGAGGCAUUUGGGAGGUAAAACGGUACAAUGGACUUCAUACUUUUCUGGCCACGUUGAUCUCGAGCGAUCACAGUAGUCUUGAUUAUCAUGUGAUCUCGGCCUUCAUACUACCAAUGGUUAGAGCUGAUGCAGCCAUGGGUUCAAGGCACUGCUGA
Messenger RNA from Arachis stenosperma, 930 nucleotides. RefSeq lists its product as uncharacterized. The record is from RefSeq and is a predicted model, not a curated record. Bases 1 to 930 code for a protein of 309 amino acids. The transcript is spliced from 3 exons. NCBI's taxonomy places the organism in Eukaryota, Viridiplantae, Streptophyta, Magnoliopsida, Fabales, Fabaceae.